AUGUCACUAGAUUCGAAAGCUCCAGCGUACACGUUGGUUUUUGAUCCAUCUACCAAUGGUGAAAGCUAUUCCGUGUCAGAUUUCCAAAAAUCCUUAGAAAAGGGAUCCGAUAAUGAAAAAAUAAGCACUAUGAAGGCUAUCUUGGCUACCAUGUUAGAAGGUAACCCAUUACCUGAAUUAUUGAUGCAUAUCAUUAGAUUUGUCAUGCCAUCCAAAGACAAAAGAUUAAAAAAACUAUUAUAUUUUUACUGGGAGAUCGUUCCAAAACUUGAUCAAGAGGGUAAAUUAAGACAUGAAAUGAUUUUGGUUUGUAAUGCAAUUCAACAUGAUUUGCAACAUCCAAAUGAAUACAUUAGGGGUAAUACCUUAAGAUUUUUGACGAAAUUGAGAGAAUCUGAACUAUUAGAGCAAAUGGUCCCAUCUGUUUUACAAUGUUUACAAUAUCGUCAUGCAUACGUCCGUAAAUAUGCAAUCUUAGCUGUCUUAUCCAUUUACAACGUUAGUGAACAUUUAUUACCAGAUGCGAAGGAUAUUAUCAACACUUUCUUGGUUGCUGAAACUGAUCCAAUCUGUAAAAGAAAUGCAUUUUUGGCCCUUUCUCAAUUAGACCGUGAGAAGGCUUUAGAAUAUUUAGAUGCUAAUAUUGCCAAUAUAGAUGGUGUUGAUCCUCUAUUGCAAAUUGCAUUUGUUGAAUUCAUUAGAAGCGAUGCUACUCAAACUCCAUUAUUGAAGUCACAGUACGUUGACUUGUUGUUAGAAUUAUUAACAAGUGCCACGGCUGAUGAAGUCAUAUUUGAAACUGCCUUAGCUCUGACUGUUUUGACUUCCAACGCCUCAGCUUUAAUUACAACUGCUACUAAAUUGAUCGAUCUAGCUGUAAAAGUUUCUGAUAAUAACGUUAAAUUGAUCGUUUUAGAUAGAAUCCAAGAUAUCAAUACAAGUAACCCGGGUGCAUUAGAAGAAUUGACUUUAGAUUUAUUACGUAUUUUGAAUUCUGAAGAUUUAGAUGUUCGUUCCAAAGCUUUAGAUAUUGCUAUGGAUCUAGUUACAUCAAGAAACGCUGAAGAUGUUGUCCAAUUAUUAAAGAAAGAAAUUCAAACUACAGUUAGUAACAGUGCAAAUGAUAAAUCUUUGGAAUAUAGAGAAUUGUUAAUUAAGACAAUUCGUGGUAUCGCCAUUAGAUUCAGUGAAAUGUCUGCUAAUGUAGUUUCUUUACUUUUAGAUCUUGUUAGUGAAUUGAAUUCGACUGCUGCCAGUGGUAUCAUUUCUUUUGUUAAGGAAGUUAUGGAAAAAUAUCCUCAAUUACGUCAAGAAUUAUUAAAUCAUUUAUUGAAUUCAUUAGUUAAUAUUAAAUCCGCAAAGGCAUACCGUGGUGCUUUAUGGGUCAUUGGUGAAUAUGCUUUAACUGAUAAUGAAAUCCAAAAUUGUUGGAAACAUAUCCGUAGUAAUGUAGGUGAAGUCCCAAUUCUUCAAGCCGAAAGAAAGAAAUUAAAUAAAACAAAUGAUGAAUCAAACGAAGGUGAAGAACAGAAACAUAAGCAAGCUGGUCCGGUCAUUUUACCAGAUGGUACAUAUGCUACUGAGAGCGCCUUUGAUUCAGUGAAAGAUACAAGCUAUAAAAAUCAAGAUGAAGAUGAUAACGAAACCCUUCCAAUUCGUCGUUUUGUACUAGGUGGUGACUUCUAUACUGCAUCCAUCCUUGCUAGUACGAUAAUCAAGUUAGUUCUGAGAUUCGAAAAGCAAGGUUCAAAUGUCAGUAUUACAAACGCAUUGAAAGCUGAAGCUUUAUUGAUUUUGGUCAGUAUUAUCAGAGUCGGUGAAAGUUCCAUCGUUAAGAAGAGGAUUGAUGAAGAUUCCUCUGAAAGAUUAAUGACUGCCAUUGGUAUCUUAUUAGAUGAAGUUAACCCACAUGAAACUCCAGCUGAAAAGGAAUUAUUGGAGUUAGCAUUCUUAGAUGCUACAAAAAAUUCUUUCAAAUCUCAUCUUGCUAUUUCCAAACGUGACAAAAAGAGAAUUGUUUCUAAAACUUUGAAGAAGAAUACUGAGCCAAUUGAAAAGGCCGUUAUGUUCAGACAAUUUAUUAAUGCUGACUCAAACGUGGUACAAAAGGAUAGUAUCGAAGAAGAUCUUGAACUUGCUACGAAUGGGGAUUCUGCCGCUUUGAAAAGACGUACUAUGACAUCCUCAUUGAAGAAGAUUGUUCCCUUAACCGGGUUUUCAGAUCCUGUGUAUGCAGAAGCCUGUAUUACCAACAAUCAAUUCGAUGUUGUGUUAGAUGUCUUACUAGUCAAUCAAACUAAGGAAACUUUAAAGAAUUUGCAUGUUCAAUUUGCUACUCUAGGUGAUUUGAAGAUCAUUGAUAACCCUCCAAAGACUAACGUCAUUCCUCAUGGGUUCCAUAGGAUUACUAUAACGGUUAAGGUUUCGUCUGCUGACACAGGUGUUAUAUUCGGUAACAUUAUUUACGAUGGUGGUCAUGGUGAAGAUGCUCGUUAUGUUAUUUUGAAUGACGUUCAUAUUGAUAUAAUGGAUUACAUUAAACCGGCUAGGACGGAUGAUGAUACGUUCCGUACAAUGUGGAAUGCAUUCGAAUGGGAAAAUAAAAUAUCAGUGAAAUCAGCUUUGCCUACAUUACAUACAUACUUAAAUGAGUUAGUGAAGGGCACUAAUAUGGGUAUCUUGACUCCAACGGAAGCAUUGGGUGAAGAGGAUUCAAGAUUCUUGAGUUGUAAUCUAUAUGCUAGAUCCUCUUUCGGUGAAGAUGCAUUGGCUAACUUAUGUAUUGAAAGAAAUCCAACUACAAAUGAAGUAGUCGGGUACGUCCGUAUUCGUUCAAAGGGACAAGGUUUGGCAUUAUCCUUAGGUGAUAGAGUGGCAUUGAUUGCCAAGCAAAAUAAUAACGCAAGAGUAACUCGUGUUUAA
Molecule: messenger RNA, 2922 nt
Organism: Naumovozyma dairenensis CBS 421
Lineage: Eukaryota; Fungi; Ascomycota; Saccharomycetes; Saccharomycetales; Saccharomycetaceae
Gene: SEC26
Product: coatomer subunit beta
Exons: 1
Coding region: 1-2922 (973 amino acids)
Biological process (GO): intra-Golgi vesicle-mediated transport; endoplasmic reticulum to Golgi vesicle-mediated transport; intracellular protein transport
Cellular component (GO): COPI vesicle coat; cytoplasm
Molecular function (GO): structural molecule activity
Source: RefSeq, a predicted model, not a curated record